Molecule: messenger RNA, 2430 nt
Organism: Chrysochloris asiatica (Cape golden mole)
Lineage: Eukaryota; Metazoa; Chordata; Mammalia; Afrosoricida; Chrysochloridae
Gene: TRPC1
Product: transient receptor potential cation channel, subfamily C, member 1
Exons: 16
Coding region: 43-2430 (795 amino acids)
Biological process (GO): regulation of cytosolic calcium ion concentration; calcium ion transmembrane transport; manganese ion transport
Cellular component (GO): cation channel complex; membrane
Molecular function (GO): inositol 1,4,5 trisphosphate binding; store-operated calcium channel activity; protein binding
Source: RefSeq, a predicted model, not a curated record
GCCCCGCCUCCGUCCCCUGGCCUGCCCCCAUCAUGGGCCGCGAUGAUGGCGGCCUUGUACCCGAGCACGGACCUCUCGGGCGUCUCCUCCUCCUCCCUGCCUUCUUCCCCAUCCUCUUCGUCCCCGAACGAGGUGAUGGCGCUGAAGGAUGUGCGGGAGGUGAAGGAGGAGAAUACCCUGAAUGAGAAGCUUUUCUUGCUGGCGUGCGACAAGGGUGACUAUUAUAUGGUUAAAAAGAUUUUGGAGGAAAAUUGUUCAGGUGACUUGAACAUAAAUUGCGUAGAUGUGCUUGGGAGAAAUGCUGUUACCAUAACUAUUGAAAACGAAAACUUGGAUAUACUGCAGCUUCUUUUGGACUACGGUUGUCAGUCCACAGAUGCACUUUUGGUGGCAAUCGACUCUGAAGUAGUGGGAGCUGUUGAUAUACUACUUAAUCAUCGACCAAAACGAUCAUCAAGACCAACUAUAGUAAAACUAAUGGAACGGAUUCAGAAUCCGGAGUAUUCAACAACUAUGGAUGUUGCGCCUGUCAUUUUAGCUGCUCAUCGUAACAACUAUGAAAUUCUUACAAUGCUGUUAAAGCAGGAUGUAUCUCUACCCAAGCCCCAUGCAGUUGGCUGUGAAUGCACAUUGUGUUCUGCAAAAAACAAAAAGGACAGCCUCCGGCAUUCCAGGUUUCAGCUGAGCAUUUACAGGCUGUUGGGUGCCCAACUUAUUCUCUCACUAGCCACUCUUCAGAAACCCUAUAUGGGUAGCUAUGAACUGUCUGCUCCCAUAAAGAUUUAUAGUCUUGAAACUGUUGCAUUUUGUAGGAAUGACUAUGAGGAACUAGCUCGGCAAUGUAAAAUGUUUGCUAAAGAUUUGCUUGCACAAGCCCGGAAUUCACGUGAAUUGGAGGUGAUCCUAAACCAUACAUCUAGUGAUGAGCCACUUGACAAACGGGGAUUACUUGAAGAAAGAAUGAAUUUAAGUCGUCUAAAACUUGCUAUAAAAUAUAAUCAAAAGGAGUUUGUCUCUCAAUCUAACUGCCAGCAGUUCCUGAAUACUGUUUGGUUUGGACAGAUGUCAGGUUACCGACGUAAGCCCACCUGUAAGAAGAUAAUGACCGUUUUGACAGUUGGCAUCUUUUGGCCUGUUUUGUCACUCUGUUAUUUGAUAGCUCCCAAAUCUCAGUUUGGCAGAAUCAUUCAUACACCUUUUAUGAAGUUUAUUAUUCAUGGAGCAUCAUAUUUCACAUUUCUGCUUUUGUUAAACCUGUACUCUCUUGUCUACAAUGAGGAUAAGAAAAACACAAUGGGGCCAGCUCUUGAAAGAAUAGACUAUCUUCUUAUACUGUGGAUUAUUGGGAUGAUUUGGUCAGACAUUAAAAGACUCUGGUAUGAAGGGCUGGAAGACUUUUUAGAAGAAUCUCGUAAUCAACUCAGUUUUGUCAUGAAUUCCCUUUAUUUGGCAACCUUUGCUCUCAAAAUGGUUGCUCAUAACAAGUUUCAUGAUUUUGCUGAUCGGAAGGACUGGGAUGCAUUUCAUCCUACACUGGUGGCAGAAGGACUUUUUGCAUUCGCAAAUGUUCUGAGUUAUCUUCGACUCUUCUUUAUGUAUACAACCAGCUCCAUCUUGGGGCCACUACAGAUUUCUAUGGGCCAGAUGUUACAAGACUUUGGAAAAUUUCUUGGGAUGUUCCUUCUUGUUUUGUUUUCUUUCACAAUUGGACUGACACAACUAUAUGAUAAAGGCUAUACACCAAAAGAGCAGAAGGACUGUGUGGGCAUCUUCUGUGAGCAGCAAAGCAACGACACAUUUCACUCGUUCAUUGGCACCUGCUUUGCUUUGUUCUGGUAUAUUUUUUCCCUAGCGCAUGUGGCAAUCUUUGUUACAAGGUUUAGCUAUGGAGAAGAACUGCAGUCGUUUGUUGGAGCUGUCAUUGUUGGUACCUACAAUGUCGUGGUUGUGAUCGUGCUGACGAAGCUGCUGGUGGCAAUGCUUCAUAAAAGCUUUCAGUUGAUAGCAAAUCAUGAAGACAAAGAAUGGAAGUUUGCUCGAGCAAAGUUGUGGCUUAGCUACUUUGAUGACAAAUGUACAUUACCCCCGCCUUUCAACAUCAUCCCUUCACCGAAGACUAUCUGCUAUAUGAUUAGUAGCCUCAGUAAGUGGAUAUGCUCUCAUACAUCAAAAGGCAGGGUCAAACGGCAAAACAGUUUGAAGGAAUGGAGGAACUUGAAACAAAAGAGAGAUGAAAACUACCAAAAAGUGAUGUGCUGUUUAGUGCAUCGUUACUUGACUACUAUGAGACAGAAGAUGCAAAGUACAGAUCAGGCAACUGUGGAAAACUUAAAUGAACUACGCCAAGAUCUGUCAAAAUUCAGAAAUGAAAUAAGGGACUUGCUUGGGUUUCGGACUUCUAAAUAUGCUAUGUUUUAUCCAAGAAAUUAA